Molecule: messenger RNA, 10859 nt
Organism: Hypanus sabinus (Atlantic stingray)
Lineage: Eukaryota; Metazoa; Chordata; Chondrichthyes; Myliobatiformes; Dasyatidae
Product: probable voltage-dependent N-type calcium channel subunit alpha-1B
Exons: 47
Coding region: 1-6714 (2237 amino acids)
Biological process (GO): chemical synaptic transmission; calcium ion import across plasma membrane
Cellular component (GO): voltage-gated calcium channel complex; membrane; neuronal cell body
Molecular function (GO): high voltage-gated calcium channel activity; calcium ion binding
Source: RefSeq, a predicted model, not a curated record
AUGUUUCAGGCCGAGACCCUUCGGAAGGACAGUUCUGCCGAAAGGUCUUGGCUGGAAACGUCGACUGAAGUUAAUACUGUGAUUGUUAUUUUGUACAGAAUUUUAGCCACUGUUGGGACGGAUUUUGAUCUGCGAACCUUGAGGGCCGUGCGAGUACUACGACCAUUGAAACUCGUAUCUGGAAUUCCAAGUCUGCAAGUUGUGUUAAAAUCGAUAAUGAAGGCGAUGGUCCCCCUUCUUCAGAUUGGACUUCUUCUGUUCUUUGCAAUCGUGAUGUUUGCCAUUAUUGGUCUGGAGUUCUACAUAGGAAAGUUUCACAAAACCUGCUUCAGUGAAGAAACAAAUCAGCCGGUGGAGGAAUUUCCAUGCGGAACAGAACCUCCUUCCCGACUGUGUCCGAAUGGAACUGUUUGUAAAGGAUACUGGAACGGACCCAAUUAUGGGAUUACAAAUUUUGAUAAUAUCCUAUUCGCUGUUCUCACGGUCUUCCAGUGUAUCACAAUGGAAGGGUGGACAGACAUCCUUUACAACGCCAAUGAUGCCUCGGGGAACACAUGGAACUGGCUGUAUUUCAUUCCUCUGAUCGUCAUUGGAUCGUUCUUCAUGCUUAAUCUUGUUUUGGGUGUGUUGUCAGGUGAGUUUGCAAAGGAAAGAGAAAGGGUGGAGAACAGACGGGCUUUUCUCAAACUGAGAAGACAGCAGCAGGUCGAACAAGAAUUCAACAGGUACCUGCGUUGGAUCCAUAUAGCUGAAGAGGUCAUGUUGGCAGAAGAGGACAAAAAUGCCGAAGAGAAGUCUGCUUUGGAUGUUCUGAAGAGGGCAACCACAAAGAAGAGUAAGAAUGACCUGAUCAAUGCUGAGGAGGGAGAAGAUCACUUCACAGACAUUUCCUCAGUGGGACCUGGAGCGGAUCCGAAGCCUGCAGCAGUUUCUGUAGAUGACGCCAGCAGCAGAUUCACCCGGCCCAGCCUGAAAAGUGUUAAAAAUGAGAGAUCUUCCUACUUCCGAAGAAAAGAGAAGAGGUUUCGAUUCUUUAUUAGGCGCAUGGUGAAAUCUCAGAGUUUUUAUUGGAUAGUACUAUGUGUGGUGGGGCUAAACACUCUUUGUGUUGCCAUUGUCCACUAUGACCAGCCACCGUGGCUCACUGAGGCUCUAUAUUUUGCUGAGUUUGUUUUCCUUGGGCUUUUUCUAACUGAGAUGUCCUUGAAGAUGUACGGUUUGGGCCCAAGAAACUACUUCCAUUCUUCAUUCAACUGUUUUGAUUUUGGGGUGAUAGUUGGUAGUAUUUUUGAAGUCAUUUGGGCAGCUGCCAAGCCAGGUACCUCAUUUGGUAUAAGUGUUCUUAGAGCUCUUCGAUUACUCAGAAUCUUCAAAGUCACCAAGUACUGGAACUCAUUGCGAAACUUGGUGGUGUCUCUGCUGAACUCCAUGAAGUCCAUUAUCAGCCUGCUGUUCCUACUCUUCCUGUUCAUUGUGGUCUUUGCCUUACUCGGAAUGCAGCUCUUUGGGGGACAGUUUAAUUUUGAAGAUGGAACUCCUCCAACAAAUUUUGAUACAUUUCCAGCUGCAAUUCUCACUGUGUUUCAGAUCCUGACAGGAGAAGAUUGGAAUGCAGUUAUGUAUUAUGGAAUUGAAUCACAAGGAGGAGUGAAAAAGGGAAUGUUUUCAUCGGUUUAUUUUAUUAUAUUGACGCUAUUUGGAAACUACACUCUUCUCAAUGUCUUCCUGGCCAUUGCUGUUGACAACCUGGCAAAUGCACAGGAGCUAACAAAGGACGAAGAAGAGAUGGAAGAAGCCAAUAUCCAGAAAAAUACGAUCCAAAAGGCAAUGGAAGUUGCAGAUGUCAGCCCAAUAUCUGCAACAAAUCUAUCCUUAGCAGCUUUUGUAAAGCAAAAUCGAGGUGCUCUAUCUCGCAGCUCGUCAGUCUCCAGCGUAAAUUCACCCAAAGAUCAACAGAAGUCAUUCAAGUCCAUGUCUGUCUGGGAACAGAGGACUUCUCAACUGAGGCGUCAGAACCUACUGACCAGUCAAGAGGCCCUCUUCAAUGAGCUGGACGACGAGCAGCGUAGAAUGUAUGUCUCAUCUCAUCAGAUCCGCCCAGAUAUGAAAACCCAUUUGGAUCGACCUUUGGUUGUGGAACCCAGGAACAACGUGAGGAAGGGCGCUGAUAAGAUCCGCCCCAGUGACUGCCAGGACAGUGAGCAAGAGAGGCUGGUCCAGCCUGAGAGCUGUGAGCCCCCGAAACGGCCCCACCGUCACCGAGACAAGAUGGGUGAGCAGGACAAGGGAGACAGUGCUCCGGACAUGGCAGAGCCCAAACCCAAUGCCAAGGACGAGCAGCGGCGCUCCCACAGGAGCCGGAGCAAAGAGGUGGAGAGGGAGCAGGAGGAGAGGUGCAAGGAAGGGAAGGGUGAGAGAAGCAGGAGCCGGGAAGGCGGGAGGCGGCCCCGUCACCACCCGCAGAGCUCCGUGGAUGAGGCCCCGGAGAGGGAGCACAAGAGACAUCGAUCACAUCGCCAUGGCGUGGAGCAGCAGGGCCGGGAGGGGAACGGCACAGCCAAUGGAACCAAGAGCGAGAAGCGCAGCCGAGCCAAGGACAGCUCUCGGUCAGGUGCCCGGGAGGGUGAGGCACCAGGCAGGGGCCAAGAUGGGGCAGAGAGGCGGCGCAGGCACCGACAGAAGGCACUCUCAACCUAUGAGUCUGAGGAAAAGAGAGACGCCGGUGAGAAGGAAGGAGAGACUGUUCUCCGAGAACGUCGGAACCAUAAAGUGAAGGAGAGCCAGCCACCUGCAGACACCGCGGUGCUGACGGCAACAUCGCUGCCACCCGAUAGUGGCUUGAAGCACCUGCCCCAGCAGCCAGAGGAUGCUGACAACCAGAAGAACAUCAAGCUCGUGACGCUGCCGACAAGAGACAUCGAGCACACUGUCAGUGUGAACAUCCCGGUGACCAUCACUGCUCCCCCUGGAGAGACCACACUACUCCCAAUCAAUAACGUUGGUGUUGAUUUGGAAAGUAUGUCGAAACCGGAGGAAAAGAAAGCUGUGGACGCUGAUGAUUUGAUUAAAAAUGGGCCAAGACAGAUCCCGCCCUUCAGCUCCAUGUUCAUCUUCAGUCCAACCAACCCUAUUCGCAGAGCAUGCCAUUACAUUGUCAACCUACGAUAUUUCGAGAUGUGCAUCCUCCUGGUGAUAGCGAUGAGCAGCAUUGCCUUGGCAGCAGAGGAUCCCGUACAGGCUGACUCACCCAGAAACAAUGUUCUGAAGUACUUGGACUAUGUGUUCACUGGAGUCUUUACCUUCGAAAUGGUGAUUAAGAUGAUUAAUUUAGGUCUGAUUCUUCAUCCUGGCUCUUACUUUCGAGAUUUGUGGAACAUUCUGGAUUUCAUCGUUGUCAGUGGAGCUUUGGUUGCCUUUGCCUUCACGAGUUUCCUCGGCGGGAACAAAGGAAAGGACCUCAACACCAUCAAGUCACUCCGUGUUCUCCGUGUCCUAAGGCCACUGAAGACUAUCAAACGUCUGCCCAAGUUAAAGGCUGUCUUUGACUGUGUGGUGAACUCGCUGAAGAAUGUUCUGAACAUACUCACCGUUUACAUGCUGUUCAUGUUCAUCUUUGCUGUCAUUGCUGUGCAGCUCUUCAAGGGCAAAUUCUUCUACUGCACUGAUGAGUCAAAGGAUUUGGAAAAGGACUGCAGGGGUCAGUAUCUAGUUUAUGACAAUGAUGAAAUUGAGGCAGAACCCAGGGAAUGGAAGAAAUAUGAUUUCCACUACGAUAACGUGCUCUGGGCUCUACUGACGUUAUUCACAGUGUCAACCGGUGAAGGGUGGCCAACGGUUUUAAAGCACUCUGUGGAUGCCACAGAAGAAGAUCAGGGGCCCAGCCCCAGCUACCGGAUGGAAAUGUCCAUAUUUUAUGUUGUGUACUUUGUGGUGUUCCCAUUUUUCUUUGUGAAUAUUUUCGUUGCUCUGAUUAUCAUCACUUUCCAGGAACAGGGUGAUAAGGUGAUGUCUGAUUGCAGCCUGGAGAAAAAUGAGAGAGCCUGCAUUGAUUUUGCUAUAAGUGCCAAGCCUCUUACGCGAUACAUGCCACAGAACAAGCAGACGUUCCAGUACAAGAUGUGGAGAUUUGUGGUAUCCCCCCCUUUUGAAUAUUUUAUAAUGGCCAUGAUCGCACUCAACACCAUCGUGCUGAUGAUGAAGUUCCAUAACGCUCCCGAUCCAUAUGACAGAAUGCUGCAGUACCUGAACAUCUUAUUCACAUUUCUAUUCUCCAUGGAGUGUGUGCUGAAGCUCAUUGCCUUUGGUAUACUGAAUUACUUCCGUGAUGCAUGGAAUGUGUUUGACUUUGUAACUGUACUGGGAAGUAUAACUGAUAUUUUAGUCACUGAACUAGCGGAUAACUUCAUCAAUCUCAGCUUUCUGCGGCUGUUCAGAGCAGCACGCCUCAUCAAGCUUCUCCGCCAAGGAUAUACCAUCCGCAUUUUGCUCUGGACAUUCGUGCAGUCCUUUAAGGCAUUACCGUAUGUGUGUCUCCUGAUUGCAAUGCUGUUUUUCAUCUAUGCUAUUAUUGGAAUGCAGGUAUUUGGGAACAUUGCGCUGGAUGAUGAUGGUGCAAUUAAUCGUCAUAACAACUUUAGGACCUUCCUACAAGCUGUAAUGCUUUUAUUCAGGAGUGCCACUGGUGAAGGUUGGCAAGAAAUAAUGCUGGCAUGUUUGAGCAAAAGUCCGUGUGAUCCACGUUCUGGCAUAGACAGAGAUGAAUGUGGAAGUGAUUUUGCCUAUUUCUACUUCGUGUCGUUCAUUUUCCUUUGUUCUUUUCUGAUGUUAAAUCUUUUUGUAGCUGUCAUUAUGGACAAUUUUGAAUAUUUAACCCGUGACUCCUCCAUCUUGGGACCUCACCACUUGGAUGAGUUCGUCCGUGUCUGGGCUGACUACGAUCCAGGAGCCUGUGGGCGCAUCACUUACAGUGACAUGUAUGAGAUGCUGAGACACAUGUGUCCUCCCUUGGGCCUGGGAAAGAAAUGUCCUGCAAGAAUCGCCUACAAGCGCCUUGUAAGGAUGAACAUGCCGAUUGCUGAGGAUGGUUCUGUGCAUUUCACUUCGACCUUGAUGGCAUUAAUUAGAACAGCCCUUGAUGUCAAAAUUGCUACAGGAGGAGCACACCAGCAGCAAUGUGAUGCAGAGCUGAGGAAAGAAAUAACUGCUAUUUGGCCAAACUUGUCCCAGAAGAUUCUGGAUAUACUGGUGCCUCCCCAUAGACCUACAGAGUUGACGGUGGGGAAAGUCUAUGCAGCACUGAUGAUUUUUGAUUACUACAAACAGAACAAAAGCAAACGAAUGCAGCAGCAGCAGCAGCCUGGUGGCUUGUCACAGACUCGAACAUCGUUCUUUCAGCGCGUGGUGGGAGCCUUGACACCAACACAGGAAGAGCCCCCCUCAUACAACGACACACUGCGACCAAAGAACUCACACAAUGGCGGCAAUGCUCUGUACCAAGACAGUGGACAAAAGGAAUCCUCCUGGCUGCGGACCCGAGAGGCUUUCACUGAGGGUAAAGUAGAAAUACCUGAGAGCGGUCAGGCAGAUGAAGCUCUAGUCACCCAGAGCAUUCCUCAGGCUGUGGAGUUGAGAGAAAUGGGCUAUGACGUGAACCACUCAGACCAGCCCAGUCUGGAGAGCCAUGGCCGUGCAGCGUCCAUGCCUCGCCUGACAGCAGAGACCCAGCCGAUCCCAGACACAAGUCCCAUGAAGCGCUCGGUAUCUACACUGACCCCACAGCGUGCUCAGGGGAUGCAUCUGCCCGAUUACUCCCUAGAACGAGUUAUACCAGUUCGGAUGCCACAUCAUCACCACCAUCACCAUCAGCACCGUUGCCAUCGCAGGAGAGAGAAAAAGCAACGAUCGCUUGAGCGGUCUCCCAGCAAAAAUGCUGAUGGACAAGCAGGGCAACUGGAUGACCUCUGUUCUGCAGCUCACCCAGGAGAUCAGUCAUCUAAAGAGCAGGAGCGCGGUAGGUCACAGGAGCGGAAGCCUCCGUCAUCCGUCGAGAAGCAGCGCUACUAUUCCUGUGACCGAUAUGGCAGUCGGGAGGCCCCACAGCCCAAGUCAACUGAUCACAGCCGGUCUGCAUCUCCGAGUACUGGUCCAGAGCAGGGGCUCCAUAGACAGGGCAGUGGUUCGGUUAAUGACAGCCCUAUGCAGACAGCCUCUGGAGCUAGCACCCCAUGUCGCGGCCGCAGGCAGCUGCCUCCAACCCCGCUCACACCGCGCCCCAGCAUCACCUACAAGACCGCCAACUCCUCUCCGGCUUAUUUCAACCACCUGCAAGGUGUGCCACCCCCGAGCUCCCCGGGGAGACUGAGCCGUGGGCGAUCCGAGCAUAACCACCUCCAGGGCCAGCCCCAUGGCAGCAGUGACUGCAGGCAGCCGACGGUGACGCGCAUCAGCUCCGAUCCCUACCUGGGGCACCGCGGCAGCUGCGGUAGCGAUGGCCAGGAGCUGCUGGAAGAAACUCUCACCUUCGAGGUGGCCGUGGCCACGACCACCGGCCGGUCACCCCGGACUUCCUGCAUCAUGUCUCUCUCGUCUCAACCUCACCAGAGCCGCCGGGUCCCGAACGGUUACCACUGCAAUCUGGGAAUGAGCACGGGGCCAGGCACAGGUGCAGGGGAGCGCAAGUGUUACCGGGAGGCAGACGAGGAUGACUGGUGCUAGUGUGGCAGUUAAGCAAGGCUAUUACUGAUUAUGCAUUAACGUGAUGAGUUUUAUCAUCGGCAGGGUGUUCUGUCAGAGCUCAGAGUGUGUGUGUGUGUGUUCAUAUGCAGCAUUUGUGGGGAUAUGGAAACUGAAACGGUUCCAGGAAUCUGAUUUUUAUUUAAAAGAUUGCUUCAACUUGUUUUUGCACUGAAUUUGCAAGUGAAAAGUGGUUCACUUGAAGCGAAGAAAACUAAUGACUGUUUCAUUCUAGAGAACUCGUUUUUUCUAUCUCUCCCUACAUUGGCUAUUUCAGAAAACAACAGAUGCCAAAUUUAUUAUAUAAAUAUGUAAAUAAAAGUGAAAAAGACCUGAUGAAGUUAUGAUAGCCUGCUCUUGGUUACCUCUGGACAAGUGGUGAAGGAGAUUGCCUGUCCGUGGCACAAGUUGUGAGAGGGCAGGAUCAGCCUUCAUCACAGACUUUUGGAUGCCAGAGGAAGGGAGCUGGAGGGGAAAGUGGGAGAGGAUAUUUUAAUGCAUAUCGAGAGACUGAUGCUGACUGCAAAAGCUUUUAAAUGUAGGACUUGAUGUUAAUAACAGAGAUUAAAAUGUCUUGAAUGGAGCCAGUAAACAAAUUUUCUGCUCUAGUACUGCACUACGUCUCGACAUCUCUGCAGUGUUCCCAUCCAUUAACACGAUGUUUCCUGACCUGUUCAGGUUUGGGCUGUGGAACUGUCGGCACGGUUUUUUUUUCAGGUCCAGAGGCCUUUCUUUGUGCUGCUUCUCUCAAUUCCUUAAAAAUUCUCCUUGUUUUGUUCCCCAUUGUGUCCUUUCCCCACUUGUUGUAGCAUUAAUGUGACUUGUGAUCCAGUUGCACAAUCCAUCAUUUUAUCAAAUCUCCUGUAAUUACAGGAGCUUCACACCGUUCACUUUUAGAGUGUGUAAUAAGUUGAGGUUUGUAUGUGAGGACUUAGCCUGCCUUUGUUCGGUCAUUGCCUUCCACUCUUUCUAUUUAUUGCUCCAACUGUUGAAUUCCAAGUGCCUAACGUUUUAAAAAACUCAUUAGAGAAGAUUCAGCCACUUGCAUCUGAACAUGCAAGUGGGGACCCUGGGAGGUAUGGCUGUAAAGCAGAGGUGACAGGUAUUGGUGGCUUCAAGCAAAACAUACCUUGAUAACCAGACUUGAAUGACUUGUUGCAAAAAUAAAAUUUGAAACAGAAAGCCAACAGACUUUAUUUGGUGUUGAUGAGCAAAUCUGGGCUUUAAACUUUUUCUGAAGUUGGUAACAGGAAGACAAAAGUGAAAGGGUGCAAACCAGCACAGCGUCAUGUCUUUCACAUUCACAGUGCAUAGCCCAUCUUUUUAAACUUGGUUGUGGAAGUUCUCAGCACAUGUUUUAUGGUGUAUAGUUUCUAUGUUGUAAGGAUACAUGAGAAAACAUGAUGUGCUUUCUUUGUUGUGUAAAUCAUUUAAAAAAAAAUACCAGGUGGAAAUAGCCUACAAAAUGUGCACUUUGAAGAGUCAAACAGUGAGGGAGGAAAGCGGGAUAUUUGUCAGGAAGGCUAUGCAACAUGAUACUUGUCAGGCAAAAAACACUAAGAUAAUUCAUUCUGUAGCUUUAACUGCUGAAUUUUCCAUUUUCAGGCCUCAGCAUGAUAGUGACCAAAAGUUUUAUACCUUUCCUUAUAAUAAAGGCACAACACAAUUUUGAAGAAAACCGAUUAUUGACUCUGUAGGGGUGGGAGGGGGUAUGUAUAUUAAUACAAUUGUUCCUGGAAUGUUUCACAGGACUUUUUAAGUCAAGCAUACACCUUGAAUAAUGCAUGCACCAUUGUACUCAUUAAUUAUAGGACUAUGUCUCCGCAGAAGGGUUGGAAAUUUUUUUUUCCAAAAUAGUAGAUAAGCUCUCCCGUACUUCCACAAGUGAUAAAUUGAUGAUGUGACAUCUGAGCUCAUUUGUGACCGAGGAUUUUCUGUCUGAGUUCCACAACAUUAGGCAGAAGUGUCAGCACCUCCAUUCAAAAUUACUCUCUCCCAAGUCAGUAUUGCGGGGCUGCUCUGGGUAAACAAAGGACAACUGAAUAAAAUGGAAAUGGAAACAUUUGUUAGUUUGGUGCCGAAACGUUACCUGUGGCCUCCCCACCUUUUCUACGUGCCGCAUACUCUGCGCUUCAUCAAGCUGCACCCUUUCUUUCCUUCCAUUCAUUACAGCAGGUUGCCAAAAACAAGAUCCACCGAACUAUUUUCACAUCCAGAGUUCAGUUUACUUAUGGUUGUACUUUGAAGAAAUAAUGUGAGCAUGUGAUAGAACUAUGUGCAUGAACUAUUGUUUAUCCUGGUACAGUACCAUUUUUUGAUACAAUGUAUUCAUCAGCUGUUCAUUUUGAAAAAAAAACACACUUUGAUAUAAAUUUGGGAGUUUGUUGCAACAACUUUAUAUUUAAAACAGUGUUGGGAAAGCUAAUUAAUUCCAACCCUACAAUUGACUGGAACCAAUCAGGUCGUGUGGUUGACUAGUUUGCUGCCUGAAUAAUAUUUAUCAGCCAAACUUUGAACUUCUGCAGUUUCUACAGUUAUAUUUUGUACGAGGCAGAACCCUUGAAUUAAAUAAAUCUUAGGAGUAAAAUUUCACAUGCUUCAUGUGUUUCUAAUUUGCACAAUUUUUAAACAAAACUUCUGCAAAUCUUUAAAAAAUAUAGUUAUCUAGCUUUGUUGCAUUAACUACUAUGUUGAGAAUGUAUGAAUGUUUUGAAAUUAUAUAAAGAUGCAUUUGUCGAACUGUUCUUAUGUCUUUUAUUGAUAGUUUACACUCAUACCAAAAGGACACAACCCUAAUUAUAAUUGGGAAAUAAAUAUUGUUACGCACUGCAAUUUUUGUUUGAUGCAACUUUGAAGAAUUGCAUGUCAUACCCCAAGCCUGAAUAUUGUAUUAACCUCUUGACCUGCUGUGUCUUUUUAUAUCACUUCCUCUCUAUGAAAAAAAACUUCCAUGUGGGAAGUAGUUAGCCAAAAAGAAAACAUGGAAUUUUUUGGAAUGUUUGAAUAGAUCCUUUUUAUAUCAUUCAUGCAUGACUGAUUAAAUAAAGUUUAUUGGGAAAAAAUAUCUAUUGUAAAUUGGUUGCAAAGUAAAAAGGGCUGUCUAUCACAGCAAACAAUGAAUUUCUUGAACUGAAGUACAGCAUUAUUUCUCGAAUGGAAACGAGAUGGGUAUUGCACUGGCAUGAGGUAAUUUUUGGUUCCUUGGGCAUGGAAUGUACCCUGAUGCCAAGUGGUCUUUCUAGCAUUCCUAAAAAUAGUUAGGGUUGAGUUGUCAUUUUAAAGGGGCUGUGUCAUCUUCAGAGCAGGCCUUAGCUGAGGGUUACCAUAGCAACAGAUUUCUUCCCAACAGCACAGACCAUUGGGCUUAGGAAAUUCAGAUUCCUUGAAGAUGCAGAAUGACUUUUUUGACUGCCCCUGAAAUUUGACCUUUGCCUGUAAGUCUGGGUUCCUCAUUUUGACAAUUCUACCAAUAAAAAUGGAUGUGACUGCCAGGCGACCUUUUGUGCUUUGUACCCUGGUCUGUCCUCCCACUAAAAAUCAGUGAACACAGAGAAAUAUUGCUCUUAAAUCUUUUGAAGCAGUCAAGAAACUAUCCACGUUUUUAAGAGGUGGCAGAACCUGACCUGCCCACAUUGAUGUAACAAGAGCUGUACUUUAGCAGGGAGACUGAUCCCAGCACAACCUUUACAGCAAACUGCAGCUCCCAAGCCACGGAAAGAAUCCUGAUGAUGUAGGCCUUUUAGGAAGUUAUUAAUAUUGUAAAACAAUUAAAUGUAUCUUCAUUCUGUACGUCCAGUUGAACCCUGUUAAGAUCAAAUCAGUGUUGUUAAAGAAAUGUUGCUUGAACAUGAGCUUGAUCUUAUUUAAUGUAUUUUGAUGGUAGCAUUUUAAAAAUUGUAACGGCUUGUCAGGGAUCAAACUGGAAUGGAGUCUGCUGUAUGUAAACUGGUUUCCAAUGAGAGUAACCCUUAGUGUGUUGCAAUACCUGAUGUCUAUGACUGAGGGCACUCCAACACACUGGAGGUCACCCUUCUACCGUUGGUGAGAAUACAGUAUUACAAUAUAUACCGAAUGCUAUAUCCCCUUGUGUUUCUCAAAAAUAAAACCUUGUACUUUGCACAUUCUGA